Molecule: messenger RNA, 4416 nt
Organism: Halteromyces radiatus
Lineage: Eukaryota; Fungi; Mucoromycota; Mucoromycetes; Mucorales; Cunninghamellaceae
Exons: 11
Coding region: 19-4263 (1414 amino acids)
Molecular function (GO): protein binding
Source: RefSeq, a predicted model, not a curated record
UUAUUUUUAUGUCAUUCCAUGAUAUCGAUAUUCAAAGCUAUUAAACUUAACAAUGUAGAACUUGUACAAUACUUGAUCAACCUCUCUGUCUCUUCUCAGGCAACAACAGCCAUGAACAAGGACACUCAGGCAUGGCUUAUACCUUAUCUGAAAACCACCAACCAAAAGCAUUAUAAUCUUAAUCGAAGGUCAACCAAGGGCAAGUCUGCUUUACAUUACGCCAUCACUUGGAAUCGAAUUGAAAUAGCUAAACUCUUGAUAGAAUGUUCCCAUGUCAAUAUCAACAAACGUGAUCUUGAAAACGGUUGGACUCCUUUACAUAGGGCACUUUACUUGGGACGUAUGGAAAUAGUAUGGAUGCUUAUGAAAAGGGAUGAUCUAGAUCUGAAUAUCAAGGAUUGGGAAGGUUACAAUGCUUUAGAACUAUUCAACACAACUAUCAUGGAUUCUCAACCUAAACCUCGGAAAGUGAAUUCACCAAUCACGGAUACGCUUUAUCAAACGUGCAUGGAGAACAACAACGUAUCCACCAAUCAUCAGCAUUUUGAACAAGGCGGCACGGAUUUAUACACAUGGGGAAUGAAUACAACUUAUAUCUUAGGCCAUCUCGACACGGAAAAUAGAUCAAGACCAGAGCGAGUGAACUUGGAAUCCUUGAAGACGGUCAAUAAUAUUCUACGUCAACCUCCUUAUGUUAUCAAAUCUGUACAUAUGUCAAAGUUCCAUAUGGCCAUUUUGACAAGUGAACCUAUACAUAACCUAUUUAUCUGUGGUUUUGGAAGAGGAGGUCGCCUUGGCACGGGAAAGGACACUGAUGCUCAAUUAGCUCCUGUACCUGUACGAUGGUCUGAACAAAUUGUGGAUGUCGCCGUAGGAAGGGAUCAUACUAUUGCUGUAACACUUAGUGGAAGUGUCAUUACUUUUGGUAAUAACGAUUAUGGACAAUUAGGUUACGAUACUGAAGAUCGAGAUGAUGGUUACUCAAUGCAACUCAAUCCUCGUAAAAUUCAAGCACCCAACAUUAGAAAACAACCAAUCAUUGGUGUGGCGGCUUCCAAAGUUCAUUCUGUUGCAUACACUUCAACAGAACUAUUUACAUUUGGUUACAAUCAAGGACAACUAGGUUAUCAUUAUUUAGGGAAUGAACGACGUCAGGUUAUUCCACGUAAAGUGGUUUACUCAACUCCUAUUUGUCAAGUUGUUGCAACUGAUUAUGCUACCACUAUCCUUUUUGAAAAUCAUGAUGUUGUAUUACUGGCCAAUUAUGAAACUCAAAAAGUCAUAUUUACGACAAGGCGGUUUCCUAGCAAUAUUACUGUACACUCACCGAUCAGCAACCAUAUCAUCAAGUUGAUAUCAAGUAGUACUAUUUAUACCGGGGCCAUAUCAAACGCUGGCGACGUAUACGUUUGGACAUGUAAACCAGCAGCAACAAUGAAUGAUAAACAAUCUGAAGGAAAAUCCAAACAACGACAGGUUAUUGUCAGCACUCCUCGACGAAUUUGGACGGCAUCUCGAUCAGAUAUGAUGGCUGUGGAUGCAAGUAUUGGACAAGACGGCAACAUUAUCAUAUGUACUUCUUCAGGUAGUGUCUAUACUGGAGAUAUUGCAAAAGAAACUACACGAGAAGGCAAAUUCAAGUUUCAUUGUAUCCCUCAACUUCAACGAUGUAUCUCUGUAUGUGCAAAUCCAAAUGGCGCUUAUGCAGCAAUUCGAUCCGAAUAUCAAUUAUCUCUACCUCCACCACCAACAACUACCUUGGCAUUGGACUUGAUACGAUCUUUACCUUGUUUGGCAAUUUCAUCGACUUUGGAUAAGCAAUUGGAACAAUUGGAAAAAAAGAAAGCAGAAGCACUCUUGGCUCUAUACAAAGAUCAUGCAUCAACUGGGGAACUUGACAAUAAUAGCGAUAAUGAUGAUACUAUUUAUCAACAAGAACAACAGAUACAUAAAAUUUAUGGGACAAAAGUGGAAGAUCUUUUGAAUACAAUAUGGAAAAAAAUGGAAUAUCCAAACGACCCAACACUGGAUGUAUUGUUCUGGGUCCAAGGCAAACCGAUCUUUGCUCACCUUUGUAUACUGGAUUGUCGACGCAACAAACAACGAAAAAACCCUCUCUUCGGUCCAAUCAAUGAAAACAAUUUGAUCAUACCAUUCACGAAAACAGCAGGUCAUAUCCAAUUUACUGUUUCAAAAGCAUCGUCAUCAUCAACAAAUCCAGAUCAUAAUCUCAAUAUCAUUGUAGAAGGGUGUCAUCUCUUAUCCUUUUUUAUACUGUUGGAAUAUAUUUAUGGUGAUACAAUUACUUAUUUUACAACUCGGAAAAUCCCAGCUCUCUGUCAAUACUUUAUUACUCAACAGCAACCUGAUCUUCAAGAUAUUCGAUACGAUUUGAUUCAAUUGUCCGCUAUAUUUGGAUUAACUGUAUUGCAUGAUACCGUGAAAUCGACUUAUCUUCCAACACCUUCACCGUCUUUGGCGACAGAUAUCGUGGGUAUGAUGACGACAAAAAUGGAUGAUGACAUCGUUGAUCAGCGACGACAAUACUGUGGCGAUGUAGAAUUGAUUCUAAAGGAUGGGAAGAUGAUAUGUGACGAAAUUAUACUUCGACAAAGGUGUUCGUUCUUUGCAUGCCUCUUCGAUCCAAAGACAACUUGGUUGGAUGGACGACGACAAUAUGAUGAUACAGGACAACGACAUGUGCAAGUAAAUUUAGAUCAUCGUUCUACAAACAUAAUGGCUAGUUUAGUGAAUUAUAUAUAUGCCGACCCUCAAUCUGAAAAUGAACUAUUGAUACCUGAAACUACUAUGGAAACUACUGAACAAAUGGUCACUUUUUUACUGGAUCUCUUGUGUGCUGCUGAUGAAUUCUUACUUCCUGGACUUAAGAUUUUAUGUGAACGUGCUCUCAUACCAAUGAUCAAUUUACGUAACACCGUGAUGAUUUUGGAAUACUCUCAUCUUUAUCUGGCAACUUCCUUGGAACGUGCCUGUCUCGCCUUGAUUCUAGUUAACAUGUCUUCAUUUGUGAUUGCUGGCUUACUUGAAAAUCUCUCACUUGAUCUUAUACAGAACUUGGAAGAAUUUGUAUGUGUACAUCAACAAGCUGCAUUACGACAGGUUCAACGUUUACCAAAUACGGCAAUGGACGAUAAUCAUGAUGGCAAUGACGAUGAUGAUCUUCUCAUGACAUUAUUUACGUGGACUCAUGAAGAAAUGCCAAUUACAACAGGUUACGUAGAAUAUUUGGAAACGAUCAAGCCAGUAACAACAAUAAUGACGACGAGUCAAUCUGAGGUCCCUACCACAUCGUCACCAGUACCAACAGCAACAACAACAGCAACAACAACGGCAGUAGAAACAGUUAAUAACAUGGAAUCCAAGUCGAAACAGCCAAAGACACCAAAAAAGAACAAGAGGAAAGACAAAGAAAUACUUCCUUCUCCUUCCAGUGCUCCAUCUACCAUAUGGGGAUCUGAUCAAGCUGAAUCAUCAAGUCAGAAUAUCAAGUUAUCACUCCGAGAUGUAAUGGAAAAGGAAAUAGCUGAUCUUGCUUCACCGAUACCACUUGUGUCCAAGAUUCCUAGUAGUUCAAACAAAAAGCUUUCUCAGAAGGAAAAAAGGAAAUUGUAUCAGCAAGAAUUAGCAAUGGCAGCAUCAACGAACUACACCGAUACCAUCAAAAAAUCAGCUUGGGGUACUGUUAACAUCACUCCGGAACCUGUUGGAUCACCGUUAUUGCAAGAAUCGCCUCUUUCUAAGUCUAUCAAGCAAGAACCUAAAGGAAAAGUAUCAACGACAUCAUCAUCAUCAUCAUCAUCAUCGUCAUCAUCAUCAUCCAAAAUGCAAAAUGGGAACGAUAUGCCAUCGUCCAAAGGCAAGAAAAUAUUUACAGCAAAGGAAACCUUACUUGAAGAACAACGACAAGGAUGGAAACGAAUGACAGAUGAUCAGCCAUCAUCUCGACUUUUUAAUCUACAACAAAUCGGUAGCUCAUUUCAAUUGAUUCCGCGGAAAUCUCUUCCUACGACAGACAAGAACACAUCCACGAGACCGGACAGUUCUGUGCUCAGGGGAUCCUCUUCAUUCCAUGCGAUUCAACAGGAACAGAAAUUAGAAGAUGAUUGGAUCAAGGGCAAACGGAAGAAGAACUUGGUACGUAUCCAACGUGAAGAAACGGCAAUGGCAUCACUAAGGGAAUUCUAUAUACAGACACUGGAUCGGGGAAUGGGGACAUGGAUUGUUAUUGAUCCUUCUUCUUGAUAUGGGAGAUGAUGAUUCGUAGAUAGUGAUAAAUACUAGAUAGAUAGCUCCUGUUUUUUUUUGAUUAUUUUAUUAUUUGUAUAUUUUCAAUGUAUGAAACAAAUUAGGAUUAAAAUAAAUCUGCUGUUAUCGUUGUUGAUGAUGAUGAAAAUG